AUGAAACUCACAGAGAUAAAGCAUCCUAGCCACCCACAGCACACUUUGACACUUGUGGCUGCCCAAGAACCUUACAGUUGCGAUGGAUGCAAGCAAAUAGGGUUCAGACAAGGGGAAAGAUCGUGUUACGAGUGCAAGCAGUGCGACUUCCAUCUUCACGAGGAGUGUGCAAUGCCUGAAUCCUCUGCCUUCCACCCAUUUUUCGAAACUUGCGAGUUCAAAUUCAUUGAAAAUGUACAAGGGGAGAGGCGCUGUGAUGCUUGUGGGAAAGAUGUGCUAGGGUUUGUGUACCAAAGCCAGGACAAGAACGCAUAUGACCUACACCCAUGUUGUAUGAAGCUUGAACCUACCUUAAAUGGUGAUGGGGUGAAGCUGAAGCUUAGAGAAAAGGUCUCAUCAAGAUUGAAGUGUCUUAAAUGUAAAAGCAAGAAAGUAGCUAAUAAUAUAGAGGGCUGGUCUUAUGAAUCCAACUGUGGCCAGUAUUGCUAUCAUGUGGCAUGUGUGAAGGACUUAAUUCUUGAUAAUUGGAAGAAGGGUCAGACAAGUGACACGGGGUUGCAAAUUAUGGUUCCAAAUAUGGAAGACGCAGUAGAACAAAGUGGACGAAGCAAGAAGGGAAAGAAGGUUAAUAAAUAUUUGACGAAGGCUAUACUUGUUCUCAGGCUCAUUAUUUCAGCCAUCUUUGGAGAUCCGAUUGGGAUUGCUGUAGUGUGUUUUGAACAGUUAUUUUCAAGUUGA
Messenger RNA from Quercus lobata, 738 nucleotides. RefSeq lists its product as uncharacterized. NCBI's taxonomy places the organism in Eukaryota, Viridiplantae, Streptophyta, Magnoliopsida, Fagales, Fagaceae. The coding region runs from base 1 to 738 and encodes 245 amino acids. The transcript has a single exon. The record is from RefSeq and is a predicted model, not a curated record.